AUGUCUUUGCAAAGUGAACAUUUAGAAGUUCCUUCAAGUCCCACAUCUUGGUUCAACGCUACUUCCAGUUCUACAGAAUUCCCACAAGGUCUCAACUCAACAGAACCCUACCCUGAUCAGUCACAGCCCUCCUGGUUCACACAGGACUGCCUCAUUGUCAUCCAGAUUUCCACCAUGGCUUUGGGGGCCAUCUUCUCAGCCGGGGUCAGUACCUUCUUCCUGUCCGUGUUCCUCAUUAGCCCACAAACUCGAGAAAAAGCCCGCUUCAUCCUGCUAGCCUGUGUGACCACCAGCCAGACAUGUUACUUUCUCAUGCAAGCCACUGUCUCCUCUCUCCACCUUUCCCAACACCACAUCUCCUUCUUCUCCUGCGCCAUCGUCUGGCUUCUCUCCAACACAGCUGGAGGUGCCGAACUCUACAGCCUAGCUGCCAUGUCCAUCGACCGCUAUCUUGCGGUGUGCCGGCCUCUACUCUAUGAUGGUUUGUGUUCUGAGAAAAACCUUGGCCGAGGAGUCUUGGUCAUCUUCCUUGCUUCUUGCCUUCUUCCUUGCUUCACCUUUCUGCUCCAAACGGGUUUCGCUGGACGCACUGUUACCUUUGGAAGCCAAGGCAAAUGCACCAUGGAGUUCUUGGAGAUCCACGCGUUCCUCUCCUCCUGGCGCCUCGCUCUGUUCUCCUUCCAGUUCCUCGCCUGUUUCCUGAUCAUCACCACCUCCUAUGGCCUCGUCGUGAAGGAAGCAAUGCAUGCAGGGAUUACCAGCCCCCUGAACCAGCGAGCUAGGAGGACCAUCUCCUUCCACAUGGUCCAGCUGGGUCUGUACCUGAUCCCUGUGGUGAUCUUUGUUCUCUACAGCUCCCUCCCCAUCCCGGCUUCUCUCCUUCCAGAGCUCACCACGGCUAACAACUGCAUCUUCAUGGUAGCCCAGUUCAUCAAUCCUCUGGUCUAUGGCUUCCGCUCCAGUGAGCUCAAAGCUUUCUUGCCGUCGCUACACUGGCGUUCAAGCAGAAUCGAGGUGCAAACCUGA
Polyodon spathula (Mississippi paddlefish) is the source of this 1026-nucleotide messenger RNA. Its product is annotated as olfactory receptor 4K13-like. Lineage: Eukaryota; Metazoa; Chordata; Actinopteri; Acipenseriformes; Polyodontidae. The record is from RefSeq and is a predicted model, not a curated record. Gene Ontology annotation, biological process: G protein-coupled receptor signaling pathway. Gene Ontology annotation, cellular component: membrane. Gene Ontology annotation, molecular function: G protein-coupled receptor activity. The transcript has a single exon. The coding region runs from base 1 to 1026 and encodes 341 amino acids.